This is a messenger RNA of Benincasa hispida (wax gourd), 5309 nucleotides long. RefSeq names its product glycosyltransferase family protein 2. NCBI's taxonomy places the organism in Eukaryota, Viridiplantae, Streptophyta, Magnoliopsida, Cucurbitales, Cucurbitaceae. The record is from RefSeq and is a predicted model, not a curated record.
UAAAAAUAAUGGUUGUGAAAUCAUAAGGUUAAAUUACAAAUUUGAUUUAUAUAUAUAAUUUAGAGAAAGUUAGAACUAGAAUUUAGUUUUUAUAAUUCAGAAAGUUAAAGAAUUCAUUUCUAUGUUUUGAUCAUGAAAUAUUCCGUAAUAAUCUCGACUUGUGGUGUGAUAAAAUGAAACUUUUGAGUCAUAAAGACUAAAUUCUAACUUUCUCCAAACGUAAGAACCAAAUUUAUAGUUUAAACCAAAUCAUAAUAAAUCCAUUGCUUAGAAUUAGUAGAACAAAUCUCUUUUCUACAAUCAAAUCUUUUUGCACAAUCAAAUUAUUAUCUAGAGAGAGUAGAUUAUGGAGAUAAAACUCUCUAUAAUUACAUAUAUGAGUCUUAUACAAUUCAAUAGUCAAGAAUUGAAGUAUAACUAUACUUUUAGCUCUACUGAAAUAUCAUGUCAAACUAAGUAUAUCUCAACUGGUAUAAAUUGUUGAACUCAUAAAGAAAAAAGGUUUGAAAUACGUUUGACGGGUAAUGUUAUACUCUUAAAAAGGAUAUUUUAUAAAUUACUUUCUACAGAGAGAGAAGUAGAUUCUAGAGAGAGAGAGAGAAAGUAGAGAAGUACCAAAAACGCAGGGAAGUAGCCAUUUUCUAAGGCUUUAAAUCCGGGGCUUUGUAAGUUGGAUCUUGAGGGAUUCAACAUAGCAAGACAAAAAGGCAGUGAGGGUUUCUCAGGUGGAAGAUAUAGUUUUUGCCCCAAUCGGAGAUUUUAAGGUUGCAGUUGUUUUGAAGUUGUGUCGUGGAGAAGAUGGGAAUGUUUCGGAAUUCUGCGACGGGAAAUGGGGAUUACUUAGAAGGGAUGAUCAGUGAUUAUGUUGGAGGGAAGGGGAAGUUAAGACCUCAAAGAAAUUCUUCAACAAAGAUUGUUGCUGGUCUCACGUGUCUCCAGUUUGCCUUUGCAUUAUAUGCAACAUUUCUUCUGUAUUAUGUCAGUCCUUCAAUAGACUUAAGAACCAAACCAGAUUUCUCUUGGGCUACUAGAAUUGCUCAACAAUGGAGACAGUUCGUAAUACCACCCCAUGUUGUGGGUCGAUACCAAGAACCAACUUCUCUGAUGAUGCAAGCGGAGUUCAGACCGAUCACUCCUGAGGAAGCUUGUGAGAAUGAGAAGAUUGAUUUUGAGCAAAAGAAGUCCAAUGAUGGGCAGAUGAUAAAGUUGAAAACAGAUCUUUACAAUGAGAUUCUAGAUUUUCAAAGCAAAAGCUUUGGAACUGAGACUCUUCCUCAGCUAAUGGCAAUGAAAUCCAAGUGGGAUUUGAGAGGGCCAAACAAGCCAAAAGUUACUGUGAUCUUGAACCAUUUCAAGAGAAAAACUCUGUGUGCACAGCUUAAUUCUUUGCUUCAACAAACCCUUCCCUUCCACCAUAUUUGGGUGCUUGCAUUUGGGAGUCCAAAUGAGCUCUCUUUGAAAAGAAUUGUUGAUAGCUAUAACAACUCAAAAAUUAGCUUCAUUAGCUCAAGCUAUGACUUCAAGUACUAUGGAAGAUUUCAAAUGGCCUUACAAACUGAAGCCGAUUUAGUAUAUAUUCUUGACGACGACAUGAUUCCUGGCCGUAAAAUGCUACAGAUCUUGUCUCAUGUAGCAGGGACAGACAAGUACAAGAAUGCCGUUUUAGGCAGCAUAGGAAGAAUUUUACCAUUUCGACAAAAGGAUUUCACAUUCCCGAGUUAUCGAAAGUUCCGCUCCAAGGAGGCAGGGCUUUACUUGCCUGAUCCUGCUUACGACAUCACCGUCAAUAAAAUUGUGCAGGUUGAUUUUCUCUCCAGCUCUUGGUUCUUAUCUGCAGAGCUUGUGAAAACACUUUUCAUUGAAACCCCCUUCACCUUUGCAACUGGAGAAGAUCUUCAUCUAAGCUAUCAACUUCAAAAGUAUAGAAAUGCUGGCUCAUUUGUUCUUCCUGUAGACCCAAAAGACAGAGAAACCUGGGGUGACAGUGAACACCGGCUGGCUUAUGUGUCCGAGACAACCGUGAUAUUCAAGGACAUUGUUCAAGUUCGAGAUGAUCAAUGGUGGAAAGCGCUGUCUACGGGUUAUAUCACACAAUGGGCAGCUAUGCAUCCACAAAAGAUAGAUGCUCUAUUCUAUGCUCAUUCUGUUGAUGAAGUCAAAGCACUAGCACCAUUACUUGAAAAGUUCAGGUCCACUGUUGGCAAGAAGGCUUAUAUUGUAGUGUCGGGCGGCAACUUCUGCCCAUGUGAAGAUGCUGCAGCUGCUCUUAAAUGGCCGAAGUUGGUUUGUAAAGAACGGAGGUUCAAGAUAUUUGACUUGGCUAUUGGGGCUCUCUCCGGAAUAUCAAAUUCUGAGGUUCCUGUGGUGCAAGCAGUGUAUGCUAGUAUGAAGGGAUUGAUCAAAAUACAUAAUCCCAGCGUCGUCAUCACCGUGGCUGAUGUUGAUCCUAAUGUGAAGAAGGCUUUGAAAAUGGCAUCAGAGGCUAACUUGAAUGGUACAACACUGAUUCUUUUGCCAAGGCCUUCCAUUUCAAAAGUUCUUUGGAUGGCUGAUCUUCGAUCAACCGCACUUCCAAAUUGGAACAAGAUGCGGAUUUCAAUCAACAUUAUCACACAAAACCGUGCCAGCUCAUUAACAAGGCUUCUCAAAUCACUCAAAGAUGCAUAUUACCUAGGGGAUGAGAUACCUAUCAGCUUCAACAUGGACAGUAAAGUAGAUGAGGAAACUAUAAAAUUAGUUAGCUCCUUUGAGUGGCCCCAUGGUCCCAAAAGCUUCAGAAGGAGAAUCAUCCAAGGAGGGCUAAUCCGAGCAGUAAGUGAGAGUUGGUAUCCUGCUUCGGAUGAUGAUUAUGGACUCCUACUUGAAGACGAUAUUGAAGUCUCUCCAUACUACUACCUAUGGAUCAAAUAUGCCCUCCUGGCAUAUCACUAUGAUCCACAAAUAUCUCUCCCCGAGCUAUCGUCAAUCUCCCUCUACACACCUCGGCUAGUCGAAGUAGUGAAAGAAAGACCUAAAUGGAAUGCAACAGAGUUCUUCACGCGGAUUCAUCCAAACACACCUUACCUCCAUCAGCUCCCCUGCAGUUGGGGAGCAGUUUUCUUCCCCAAACAUUGGAGGGAGUUUUAUGUUUACAUGAACUCAAGGUUUACAGAAAAUGCAAAAGAGAACCCAGUUCAGAUCCCCAAAUCUAGAACAAACGGUUGGCAAGCAUCAUGGAAGAAGUUCCUAAUCGACAUGAUGUAUUUAAGAGGCUAUGUAAGUCUCUACCCUAACUUCCCAAAUCAAGCCAGUUUUUCAACAAACCACAUGGAACCAGGAGCUCAUAUAAGUGCCAAGGACAACGUCGUCAAGCACAAGAAGGAAGAUUUUGAGGUUCCAUUAUUGAAAGAGAACUUCGUAAAUUUCUUACCGAAUGGGAAAUUGCCAGCAGCUUCAAGACUACCGUCGCUGAACCUCUUCAAUCAACCAGUGUCACUAAAGGGCCUCAAGUCUGCCGGAGCCAAGCUAGGGCAAGACGUGCUGAAAUGUGAAGUUUCUGAGAUUGUAGCAGUGAAUCAUGAGACUGGUCUGCCUUCACAUUGUGCAAAAUUCUGAUUCGUUCUUGAUGAUUCUUUGCUUCUUACCAACAAUUCAUUUCUGUAAUAGAUUUGCUGUAUUUCAUCUCGUCUGUAAUUUGGCCAAUAUAAUCUGAUCAGUUUAAUAAGAAAAGCAUUCAAUUUCAAGGAGUGAAGUUGGUAUUGGAGGUGGAAUUUCAUCAUCAUCGUCCAGAACCCACAAUCAUGAACAAAUAACAAGAUAAGUUUAUUACUCAAUAGUGAUGUGAACAGUUCUUGAAUGAAUGGCAACAUGAAAAUUUAAUGCUAACCCUUCUAAUAAAUAAAUCACAAGAUCGAAAUAAGAAUCAAACAGCAGCAACAUUAUCCUAAUGGAUUUUGUAAAGAGCGUCCAUUCCCACAGCAUGGAGGAAAAUUUUUCACCAUUUGAAGAGACCACUCAUCAAAAUAAAUCUGCCACCUCUAUAACCUUUCGUUAUUGAGAUUAAAAAAUCCCAAAUUCUCUGCUUUCAGCCACUACCACUUCCUCCUUAAAAAUAAUGUACGGAAGCCCAAAAAGAAGCUAUUUGCUGAAAUUGAAACUUCCACAUAGGAAACUAAGAAGAUUCUUUCAAGGGAGUGGAGAGAGGAUAAUUCAGGUGCCUAUACUAUAAAAUCAUUAUUCACCUCUUAAAUCACCAAUUCACCUAAAAUCUUAAGCCGGUGGGUGAAAGUAGAUUUAAUUACAUAUCAUCUAACACUUCCUUUCACUUGUGGGUACUUAAAAAUAUGAAAAAUGCUCAACAAGUAGAAAUCUAUAUUAAUUGGGGAGGAAAUAACAUCGCAGGGGCUUGAACACAAGACUUCCCUGGACCACCUACUCUGAUACUAUCUUAAAUCACCAAUUGAUUCAAAAGUUUAAGCUAAUGGGUGAAUGUAGAUUUAAUUAUAUAUCAUCAAACAACCUCUUUAUUUCCAUUCUUCAAGGAUCAUUCACUUGAUUACUAAGACUUCGACUUUCUACAAGGCUAUCUGGAAGAUGAACACUCGUUUUGCAUUAAUGCAGGAAAAUGGUUCAAAAGAGGCACCCUUUGUGUUAUUUAUCUCCUAAUUGAUCUAUUCUGCAAAAAUUUCACAGAUGAUAUGAAAUUACAAAAGAAGGGAGGAUAGUCAAACACCAAGCAUCUUUUUCCCCAGUAUAGAAUUGGUUCUCUCUAAUGUUUUCAAUUUCUUAUUUGCAUGGAUGACUGCAUCUACACUGCUACUAUCUUUAUUUGACAGUUUAGUCGGCAAUUCUUUCCCAGAGGUCUUCUGGCUCGAUGGAAAGAAAUCCAAUUCCAUGCCAUUUGCCACUAUCUAGAUUUCUAUCUACCAGAUAGAGAAAUAAUGCAGCAAAAUGAAGCAAGGGGGAGAAAUACUUCUCUAGAUAGAAGAAAGUGAUACUUGCAAACCUGUGUCACGUAACAACCAAAAGGAUGGAGUUUUGUCUUCUGUGCUGUUAAAAGUAUGAGAUGUAGCAAGUUAGUGCUAUUUGAGAUCCUACUUCAUAUCAAACAUAAAUGGUGCAAAAGCAAAAACAUACUAAACAAAGAACACAUUUCAAUAGUCUAUGGACAUAUACUUAAAAAGUUUAACUUACAGAACGGAUCCUAUUGAAGUAAAUGUCAGGAACAUGCUCAAACAGUCAAACUCAACAACUUCAUAAAUAUUGAAGACCAAGAAACUAGAUUUGCUAAAUCCAUGGAUACAGCAUACAUGAAAGAUGUAAAAUGUGUG